Molecule: messenger RNA, 1479 nt
Organism: Talaromyces marneffei
Lineage: Eukaryota; Fungi; Ascomycota; Eurotiomycetes; Eurotiales; Trichocomaceae
Exons: 2
Coding region: 1-1479 (492 amino acids)
Molecular function (GO): protein binding
Source: RefSeq, a predicted model, not a curated record
AUGGCCAAAAGAAAGAGAGUAGAAAUUGCUACCAAUGACCAAGCUGGUCAAGACCAGCCUCGCAAGGCUGUCAAGGCAGCAGCAGUGACCUCCGAAUUGCCCGAGAAUGAUCCAGGUGCUGUAACAAUUCAAAUUGUUACAGGUUCUUACCAGAGCGUGCUACAUGGUUUUACUGUGACUCUGCCUGCCGAACCUCCCAGCGAUGAAAAAGCACUAAAAAAAGAUGCGCCGUCUACGCUUCGCUUUGCCGACACUUUUCUAUUUCAAGCGCAUACAUCUGCAAUUCGCACACUUGCGCUAUCGCCGCCGACCAACACAGACUCUUCCCAACCUCAAACAGCGAUCUUGGCUACUGGUGGCUCGGAUGAGCGUAUAAACUUGUACUCCAUUUCUAUGGCACCGCCAAUGGUUAGUGAACGAUAUCCUUCGAUUUCUACUCUAGCUGGAAAUAAAAUCCUAGAGAAUCCAAAGAAUCGAGAAAUCGGGACUCUGCUUCACCAUUCAUCCAGUAUUACUACGCUUUACUUUCCAUCCAAGUCCAAAUUGUUGUCUGCAGCUGAAGACAAUACUAUAUCCGUGACCAGGGUUCGCGAUUGGAACGUGGUCUCUACAGUCAAAGCACCCCAACCCAAAGCACAAGGCAGACCCAGUGGAGAUACAGCUCCUCUCGGAAGCGUGCCAUGCGGUAUCAAUGAUUUUGCCGUCCACCCGAGUAUGAAAUUGAUGAUAAGUGUUGGUCGUGGUGAAAGAUGCAUGAGACUGUGGAAUUUGAUGACGGGCAAAAAGGCGGGCGUAUUGAAUUUCGAUAGGGAAUUGCUGCAAAGUGUCAAGGAGAAUAAACGAUCUACGGGAGAGGGACGGGCCAUUGUUUGGGACAAUGCUGGAGAAGAAUUCACUAUUGCUUUUGAGUGGGGAGUGGUCGUAUUUGGAGUAGAUUCAAUUCCCAGAUGCAAAGCUAUUCCAUCUCCGUCAACCAAAGUUCAAAAAGUGAAAUACGUCGAUUUUAGUACGGACAAAGACGGCUCAAAGGAGAUCCUCACGGUAUCCACGGACGACGGCAGGGUGUUGUUCUACUCGACCAAAGAGACUUCGGCAUCGUCUGAUUCGUCGACAAUACCUGAUGCCCAACUCGUCGGUCAGCUAGGUGGCAAGGCAAGCGGUCUUACAGGGCGUAUUAAAGGAUUCGAGAUCCUUGAUUUGGCAGAUUUUGACAAAUGGAAAGGGACAUAUUUGUUGGUAACGUCUGGAAGCGAUGGAAUCAUUCGAAUUUGGUCUUUCAAGAUCAAAGAAGCUACCACUGAGGGGCUUUCCUCUACGCUGCUUGGCUCAUAUGAAACUGGCAACAGAAUCACCUGUAUGGUUUCGUUUGUCAUGCAGAAGCCUCAGGACCUGGAAUCUAUCAACGAAUCUGACUUGGGUUCAGAUAAAGAGGAGGAAGAGGCACCGGAGGAGUCCAGCAGCGAUAGCGAUCAGGAUUAA